Molecule: messenger RNA, 894 nt
Organism: Auanema sp. JU1783
Lineage: Eukaryota; Metazoa; Nematoda; Chromadorea; Rhabditida; Rhabditidae
Source: the annotation of a GenBank genome assembly
AUGGAGUCAGAGAAGCAACUUAUUCAACAAGCUAAUAGCUUGAGAAAGAUUGCCUUUACAGGUAUCGCUAUCAGUACUGUGGCUGCUUUGACUUGUGUCAUCAUUGUUCCAGCUCUCUACUCAUACGUUCAAUAUGUUCAGAGCUCUGUCCAAACUGAUGCCACAUACUGCAAGCACAGAACUGAAGGACUCUUCACACUUUACGAGAAAAUGCAAAAGCAUAAGGGAGUUCGUGUGACCAAGCGUCAAGCUGGAUACGAUUCACCAGCUGUUGAUCACUCCAGCUCAGAUAGCUCAUCUGAUAACGGACAAUGCUGCUCUUGCGCUGUUGGAAAGAGUGGACCACCAGGACCUCCAGGAUCUGACGGAAACGAUGGACACGAUGGAGCCGCCGGAACUCCAGGAAAGCACGCUGAGGACCUUCCAGCUCCAAAAGAGCCAGCUUUCUGCUUCGAAUGCCCUGAUGCUCCAGCUGGACCACCAGGACCACCAGGACGUAAAGGACCUUCGGGACCAGCUGGAACUCCAGGACAAGCAGGAAGCAACGGACAACCAGGACAACCAGGAGGACCAGGAUCUCCAGGACAACCAGGAAACGAUGGACAACCAGGAGCUGACGGAGAAGCUGGAACCCCAGGAGUUGUCAAUGAGGUUCCAGGCCCAGAUGGUCAACCAGGAGCUGAUGGACCAGCUGGACCAGCAGGAGACGAUGGAGAACCAGGAUCCGAUGGAAACCCAGGAGCACCAGGAGAGCAAGGAGAAGCUGGAGAGCCAGGAACUGAUGGAGAGCCAGGAGCUAGAGGAGCUGAUGGAGAACAAGGACCAGUUGGACCAACUGGAGAAACCGGAGGAUGCAGUCACUGCCCACCACCAAGAACCGCUCCAGGAUAUUAA